AUGUUAAAAACUGCUCUGUUUGGCGCCCGCUUAGCAAAGCAGAGCUUUGUGAACGCGCACAGCCUGAGCUCCUGGCACCCGGUCAUUACUACGGCUCGUCGCAUGUACAAUGACGAUCAUUCUAAAAGUCCUGCAGGAGCCGCUGCUGAUGUUGCACCAAACCAAGAGCUUCAGCUCACGUAUCUCACCGAGGAGGACAAGCAGGGCAUCGCCGUCCUGGGAAUGAAUAGGCCAAAGGCAAGAAAUUCCUUCAGUAAAUCGCUGGUGACCCAACUACUUGAUGCUAUUGAGGUCCUUGCGCACGACAAAAACGUACGGGUUGUGAUUCUGCGCAGUCUGGUGCCGGGCAUAUUCUGCGCCGGAGCUGAUCUAAAGGAACGUGCCACCUUCACGCCUCAGGAGGUGAGCCGAUUCGUGUCAAAACUACGCCAAAUGAUGGUCAACAUCGAGCAGAUGCCCACACCAGUUGUAGCCGCAAUCGACGGGGCCGCUCUUGGCGGAGGGCUCGAGAUGGCUUUAGCGUGCGAUAUGCGCGUCGUGGCCACCAACGCUAAACUGGGACUGGUAGAAACGAAGCUGGGAAUCAUCCCCGGAGCCGGUGGCACACAGCGCCUUCCGCGUAUCCUCAAUCCAGCCGUUGCGAAGGAGUUGAUCUUCACUGCACGCCAAUUCAGCGGUGAAGAAGCGAAAUCCCUCGGCAUUGUGAAUCACGCCGUGCAACCGAACGAAACCGGUGACGCUGCGUACCAACGGGCACUGCAGCUCGCGAUGGAAAUUGUCCCCAAUGGGCCAGUUGGCGUACGAAUGGCCAAACGAGCGAUUGAUAAGGGUUUGCAGGUCGACAUAGGCACCGGGUACGCCAUCGAGGAGGCUUGUUACGCGCAGGUGAUUCCAACAAAGGAUCGCAUCGAAGGUCUGCGUGCCUUUGCCGAAAAGAGGAAACCAAACUUUAUUGGCGAGUAAUAGCGACUGCAUGCGAAACGCAAAACCAAGA
Anopheles nili is the source of this 994-nucleotide messenger RNA. Its product is annotated as methylglutaconyl-CoA hydratase, mitochondrial. Gene Ontology annotation, molecular function: enoyl-CoA hydratase activity. Bases 1 to 963 code for a protein of 320 amino acids. The record is from RefSeq and is a predicted model, not a curated record. Gene Ontology annotation, cellular component: mitochondrion. Gene Ontology annotation, biological process: fatty acid beta-oxidation. NCBI's taxonomy places the organism in Eukaryota, Metazoa, Arthropoda, Insecta, Diptera, Culicidae. The transcript has a single exon.